GGGGGAGCAGACGCACGCCCAGAAAAUAUGGAAGAGAUGUGGAGUCCUGAGAUCUGUGUCUAUUUCUUAGUGUGUCCCUGGGCCCCUUCAUCUCAGAAGGCCGGCAGGCUUCCGUCCGUAGCCACUUUGGCUCAAGACACCAGUCCAUUUGGAUUCAGGCCUCGGCUGAAGAGGAGGUCCGAGCGGGGAGCGCAUUGCGCCAGGACCAUGCUUCGCCAAUCGUUCGUUGCGGCGGUGGCCUUGGCGCCCGGCGUGGCCGCCACAUCCGGGCGACGCCGUUAUCACGAGUUGGCCUACCCAUCCGAGGUCCAAGCAGCAGACGGCGAGUACACGCUCGAGAUGGGAGAGGGCCUGCUUCUCCCCAAUCUGCCGACGCGCGUGUACGUCAACGGGCCGACGUUCCGCAUGCAGCCGGGCGAGUCCCUCCGCAUCAAGCUACAAAACAGCUUGUCCGCCGAGCACAAUGUCGGCUGCGACGUCACAGGGACAGAAUACUGCGAGGCGGCCACCACCAAUCUUCACACGCACGGCCUGCACACCUCCCCCGCGGGCCCGGACGAGCGCGGCGUCUCCAGCGACGACGUGUCCCUGGCGGUGGAGCCUGGCGCAAGCCGGCAGUACGAGUUCACCAUCCCGGAUUACCACAUGGGCGGCACGCACUGGUACCACCCGCACCACCACCACGCCACCGCCCUUCAGGCGGGUGGCGGAGCCGCUGGUGCGCUCAUCGUCGACGACCCUCCCGGCUACCUGCCCGAGGCGUACGCCAGCAUGGUGGAGAAGGUCCUCGUCAUAUCGAACCACAAUCUGGCCGCGCUCGAGAACAUCGCCCAGAUGGCGCAUUCCGGUCUGCUGGAGAACGCGUCUGCAAUCGCGGCGGCCGAAGGGUACGCCGAGAACGUCUUUCUCGUGAACGGCCAGCUCGCUCCGACCAUGAGCAUCAAUUCGCACGUGUGGUACCGCCUGCGCACCGUCUUCGCGGCGGUGCAGCAGGGCCUCAGGCUGCACGUGGACCCGAGAGAAAGCGGGCUGGCCAAUUGCUCGUGGUAUUUGAUCGCAAAAGACGGCGUCUACCUCAACGAGAUCCCGAGGAAGAUCGACAGAGCCGACCUCGUUCCCGGGGCCCGCGCGGACAUCGCCAUGUCCUGCACCUGUGCGACGUACCCCUGCAGAGCGGUUCUGAGGUCCCAGCCGUUCCCCACGGACCAGAUCUCCCGCAGGAUGUCAGACCCCCAGACGACCACCGAUGGGCCCGCGACCACCGUCGAACCCGGCGCGGAUGGCCAGACCAACGACGCUCCCACGGACGAUGCCACCGCCGAUGUGGCAGAGGUGACCGUCCUCAAGAUCAUCAUCACGGAGACGGCCGGCGGCACGGUCCAGGAGCUCCCGGUGUUCUCGCCGGACCGCCCGUGCUAUCUCGCCGACCUUCGGCAGGCGAGCGUGCCGAAUGGGCAGUCGGGGGCGCACAUGGUGCUCUCGGGCCCCUUGCGCGCGGUCACCUGGGACGGGGAAGGCACGAGCAUGACCUACCAGAACAUGAAGGCCGGGAACAACGGGACCGGUUACACCAUGAAGGAGUGGCCGCCAAUUACGGAGUUCACAGUCGGGUCAGUGUACGAGUGGAGUGUCUCUUUCAAUGGACAUCCGUUGCACCUGCACGUGAACCCGUACCAGAUCCAGGACAUGAGCGGGGAGAGCUCCCGCGACAGCGGCUACUACCAGGCGGGCGACUGGCACGACACUCUGAUGCUCGACGUCGACGCGACGGUCCGGAUGAAUGUCGACAGGUUCACAGGGAGCAUGGUCGUUCAUUGCCACAUCCUCUCGCACGAGGACGAGGGGAUGAUGUCCCUCAUCGGCCUCACGGGCACCGAGGGCGCCGCCUACUCGCACGACGGCGCCACCGGCUGCUACAGCACCGCGUGGAGCCCGGGGCAGGCGCAGAUCGUCUCGGGGGCGCCGGGCCCGGCCUGGGGCGGCCUCGGCGCGCUCGCCCUCGCCGCCGCCGCGGCGCUCUGAGCGGGGGGCGCGGCCCGCGGCGGCCCGCUGCGGCGCGCGCUGAGGCAGCCAGGCGCCACGGCACGGCAGCGGGAGCCGCCGGCGGGCAUCCUCCCCGGAGUCGUGCGCCCCGCGAGGAGGCUUUUUUUUCUCCAGUUUGAGCGAGUCGGGGCGAUCCCGCCCCGCGAGUAGCACGGCGCCACGGCACGGCAGCGGGAGCCGCCGGCGGGCCUCCUCCCCGGAGUCGUGCGCCCCGCGAGGAGGCUUUCUUUUUUUUCUCUCCAAUUUGAGCGAGUCGGGGCGAUCCCGCCCCGCGACUAGCACGGCGCCAAUCGUGUGCCGGUGGCCUGUCUUCCACGUGUCCACAAGCACGUCCGGCCCUGUUGUAGGCUCACCUCCCAGGCGCGGCUGCUGCGAGCUUCGCUUUCUCAAUUACAGGGGCAUUUGAGGGCCCAUCGCUUGGCGGCCAGCCACCCAUCGCACAAGUUUCCCUCAUCCUUGCUGCUGCUGUUCCUCAUCACUCCUCGAGGCUACAUCCCCCUUCACAUGGAGGUGCGGGAGCCUCUUGGGCACUGCAUGCCAUCGGAGCUGCUAGGUUUGGGUGAUCCCCCCAUGCGCAUCAGCCAUAAUACAGAUACUUGGCUGCUUUAGGGGCGUUGAUUGCGCGGAGAGCAUCGGCGAGGGA
Prorocentrum cordatum is the source of this 2686-nucleotide messenger RNA. Lineage: Eukaryota; Dinophyceae; Prorocentrales; Prorocentraceae. The record is from the annotation of a GenBank genome assembly.